AUGGUCCUCUUCAACGCAUUCUGCGCAGAUUCCCACCUUGAGAGAAUUCAGAAGCGGAUCGGAACAUCGAGGGUGAGCUGCUUCAACCGCGAAGAUCUCGACAUGGCAUCAUUAUCCCUCGACCUUGUCCAGACCUUGAACAUGUCCGACUGUGAGCGGUCAUACUGGGAGUUGCUCGUAUGCACAAUCACCCAUGCGUAUGACCGCCCACCAGAGACAUAUCAAACCUUUGUUAUGCUCUACAACACACCAUCCAAGUGGACUCAUGAUGAGUUCCAAGCCUUCAUCGAUCCCAACAACAGUGUUGCGCAGAUUCUGCUGGCUCAUUUCAUCGCGGUCCAGGCUGUUCUUACACCCAUUCUCUACCUCGAAAGAGUGGGCUUUGAGGGCGUACAUGCCCCUACGGCCGUGCUGAGCUGGAUCGAAGGGAUAUACUGGAAUAUACCGUGUCGCAUGAGGCAUCAUGUGGAGUGGCCCAGACAAGUGUCGCGGUAUCCUUUCACGCGAUUCAUGGGACAGAAGGAAGUAAAAUAUUGCGAUGUAGACCCCCUUCUCAUUUGA
This is a messenger RNA of Alternaria ventricosa, 561 nucleotides long. RefSeq lists its product as uncharacterized. The record is from RefSeq and is a predicted model, not a curated record. Lineage: Eukaryota; Fungi; Ascomycota; Dothideomycetes; Pleosporales; Pleosporaceae. Bases 1 to 561 code for a protein of 186 amino acids. The transcript has 3 exons.